UGCGGGGCGUUGGUGCGGCUCCACCAUGUCGAAGGUGUCCUUUAAGAUCACGCUCACGUCAGACCCGCGGCUGCCCUACAAAGUACUCAGUGUUCCUGAAAGUACACCUUUUACAGCAGUCUUAAAGUUUGCAGCAGAAGAAUUUAAAGUUCCUGCAGCAACAAGUGCAAUUAUUACCAAUGAUGGAAUAGGAAUAAAUCCUGCUCAGACUGCUGGAAAUGUUUUUCUAAAGCACGGUUCAGAACUACGAAUUAUUCCUAGAGAUCGUGUUGGAAGUCAUUAAUACAUGCAACUUGGAGCACAGUUACCGACCAGAAUAAAUAUUGAUGUUUGUUGUUGCUGUAAAAUUGAAAUCAGGUAUUUAAGAUACUAUGAAAAUAACAAGAAUCAAAGAAACAAUGAACGGUGGCUCUUCUGUCCCUUGUUGUUCAUACUUUUCAUAUGAAGUGGGAAGCCUCAUGGGUGGAGGGCACGACCUCCAGAGAAGGUGGUACAGUUGAUGGUUGCUACCUCAUCACAAUUGAGAGUUCACUUGUGGCGAAUGGAUUAUCUGACUUGGCUAAUAAUUCGUAGCCAGAACAUUUUGAAAGUUAAAGUUCACUGUCACACUUGUAUUUGAGUUAAAAUAUAAAAGGAUUAUGGGUCAUGGAUGACAACUGACUUGAUAUUAUCUUACUUGCAAACUCAUAGUUUGAUUACUCUAUAGUCUGAUGACGUUAAUAGACAUUUCAGUGAAAAAAAUCUUAGUUUUUUAAGUUUCAACCUUAAUAUAUCCUAUAAAUUUUAAUUUCUCAUCAGGAAGCCAAAAGGUGAAUUUUUAAAUCUAUCCAUUGUAUCUAUAAAUAUUUU
Molecule: messenger RNA, 849 nt
Organism: Jaculus jaculus (lesser Egyptian jerboa)
Lineage: Eukaryota; Metazoa; Chordata; Mammalia; Rodentia; Dipodidae
Product: ubiquitin-fold modifier 1
Exons: 1
Coding region: 26-283 (85 amino acids)
Biological process (GO): protein K69-linked ufmylation
Cellular component (GO): nucleus; cytoplasm
Source: RefSeq, a predicted model, not a curated record